Messenger RNA from Phascolarctos cinereus (koala), 1156 nucleotides. Lineage: Eukaryota; Metazoa; Chordata; Mammalia; Diprotodontia; Phascolarctidae. The record is from RefSeq and is a predicted model, not a curated record.
AUGGCGACGCUGGGCCGGCGGGGCCUGUACUUCUGCGGAAGCAUCCGAGGCGGGAGGCAGGACCGGGCUCUCUACGGGCGCAUCGUGUCAAAACUGCGGCGCUUCGGGACGGUGCUCACAGAGCACGUGGCGGCCGCCGAGCUGGGCGCGCGCGGGGAAGAGGCAGCAGGGGGUGACAGACUCAUUCAUGAGCGAGAACUGGCUUGGUUGCAGCAGGCAGAUGUGGUGGUGGCUGAAGUGACCCAGCCUUCCUUAGGUGUUGGCUAUGAGUUGGGCCGGGCCGUGGCCCUCAACAAGAGAGUUCUGUGCCUCUUUCACCCUCAGUCUGGCCGAGUGCUCUCAGCCAUGAUCCGGGGUGCAGCUGAUGGAACACGAUUCCAGGUGUGGGAUUAUGAAGAGAACGAAGUGGAGACGCUGCUGGACCGGUACUUUGAGACCGAUCCUCCUGAGCCUGGAGCUGCCUCCUCCUCUCCAACUCUGACUUCUUGACCUAACCUUGAUAUCUAAAUUUCUACUCCAAAACCUGCUUGAUUCCACUUCUUCCAUAUGCCAUCCUUGGCCCCUAUCCCCAAUCCUGAAUUAACAAGUGUGUUCAGGUUGUAUCUUUGUGUCAUUUCUUGGGGGUGGGGAAGGUAGAAAAGAGAUGGUGGUUCACAGAAACAAGGAUGGAGUUCAUUUUCUUGAGGGUGUUUAAGCCUCCCAGGCACACCACCAUCACCACCCCAUCACUGUUUUAAUAUAGCGUUUAUUAUAUUGAGCCAUCUUCUACUAAAGUCUUCUCCUCAUCCCCACCAUUGUGGCAGAAGAUGACCCUUUGUUCCCAGAAAAUGAGGCUGGCACAUCUGGAAAGGUUUUGACUGUGGACUUGGCAAGGUUUUCCCAUCUUUGAUCUGAAGAUCCUAGUCCAUAUAAUUCCCUGCCUGGUGUGUGGAUGCCCACAGAUAGAUCAGUCGUAAUCUGGUUGAAUAGUUCCUGUGAGACUGAGAAACUCAGGCAGGCCAUUCCAAUGUUGGACAGCCAGGUGGCAGAAUGGGUUAGAAUCCUGCCUCAGAUGUUAUCUACCUGUAGGUCCCUGGGCAAGACCUCUCCCUCAGUUUCCUCAUCUGUAAAAUGGAGAGAAUAACCACCCAUCUUAAAGGGUUAUGAAGAUCAAAUG